Molecule: messenger RNA, 540 nt
Organism: Quercus robur (English oak)
Lineage: Eukaryota; Viridiplantae; Streptophyta; Magnoliopsida; Fagales; Fagaceae
Exons: 3
Coding region: 1-540 (179 amino acids)
Molecular function (GO): nucleic acid binding; RNA-DNA hybrid ribonuclease activity
Source: RefSeq, a predicted model, not a curated record
AUGCUUCGAGGAGACGAAACAAUCAAGAGUGCGCCAGUGCGUCGGUCCCUGGUGCGUUGGUCUCCUCCCCCUCAGGAUCAUUACAAAGUGAACUUCGAUGCAACUUUCUUUGCAGAAACCGGGUCAGCAGGUGUUGGUGUAGUUGUUCGUGACUGUGAUGGGCAAAUUAUUGGAGCUUUGCGGCAGAAUAUUGGCUCGGUUCAGUCUGUUGAAAUGGCUAAAGCUUUGGCAACUCGUAGGGCAGUGAGGUUUGCUGCAGAGUUGUGUGUGUUUCAAGUGAUUAUUGAAGGUGAUUGUAAUCGGGUUAUUGCUGCUUUGAAAGGCUUUGGUUGCUGUCGUACUUUGUUUGGUCACAUUAUUGAUGAAUCUAAGCAAAUUGGGGGAACGUUGAGGAGCUGUUUGUUUCAGCAUGUUCGGCGUGAGGGGAAUAGGUUAGCUCAUUGUUUAGCUAAAAAAGCAGUUUUAUCUGCAGAUAUUGAUGUAUGGGUAGAAUCUCUACCUGAGGAUGUGGAAGAUGUUUUCCAUUCGGAUUUGCCUUGA